Molecule: messenger RNA, 6577 nt
Organism: Pundamilia nyererei
Lineage: Eukaryota; Metazoa; Chordata; Actinopteri; Cichliformes; Cichlidae
Gene: magi1b
Product: membrane associated guanylate kinase, WW and PDZ domain containing 1b
Exons: 36
Coding region: 537-6338 (1933 amino acids)
Biological process (GO): signal transduction
Cellular component (GO): cytoplasm; cell-cell junction
Molecular function (GO): protein binding
Source: RefSeq, a predicted model, not a curated record
CAUCCCCAGCACCAGAGUGGGAAUGAUUUUCAGCUCCACGCACCAGAGCGACGUACCUGGUUAAAGGAGUUCUGGACGCAGUCGACUGUGGAUAAAGUGGGGUCUGCGGAUACGGGCAGAGGAGGAGUGAAGUCUCUUUUAACAGGAAGAGAGGAAGGAAAACCUUUAAAAGUGAGUUUUGAAAACAACCGAGAGGAUUUAAGAAGUGGACGCGAGCCGUGAGUGGGAGCGUGGCAGAUGUAGGAUGACAACAGUAAAGGAGGAUUAAACCGGAGGGGAUGUUAAGAAAAGUGAUGAGAAUAACCGCACAGCAAGGAGUGAUUUCAGCGCUGGCAGGAAUGGCUUGAUUCGGGACCUGUACUGUCAGAGGCGCUCAUGUUUCUGUGGGAGAGAAAGAAAGUUUUCUGCGCGUCCCUCGGAUACAAAUCUACUUUUUAACGAGCAGGAGAGAGACAGGGACUGCUGUGACUGUGUUCCCCCCCCAACCCCGGUGGCAGAGUCCGGCCGGUUUGGCGUCGGCUCGUUAACUGUUCGCAAUGUCCAAACCCGCGCUGAAGAAGAACCACUGGACCUCCAGGUUGAACGAGGUCUCCGUGUCCAAAGAUGCCCGCGGUGAGCUCAACGUGCCGCUGCGUGGCGGCGCGGAGAACGGAGAGUUCGCCUACAUUGGACCGCUGAACCACAAUGCGGUGGUGUACAAAAGUGGGAAACUGGGUGAAGGGGAGCUGCUGCUCGAAGUGGAGAAUCUCUCGAUUUCGGGAUUACCCCUGUACGACAUAUACACCGUGCUAAAGAACUGCAAAGGACCCGCCAGGUUUAAAACUGUCAGGCAAGGUAAGACAAAAGGAAGCAAGCUGACCAAGGACCUGAAGCAGUAUCUGAGCCAGCGCUUCCAGAAGUCCUCGCCUGACCACGAACUGCAGCAGACCAUCAGAGACAACCUCUACCGUCACGCUGUGCCUUGUACUACCCGUGCCCCACGUGAAGGAGAAGUUCCUGGCGUGGACUACGACUUCCUCUCAGUAGAGCAAUUCCUGGAAUUGGAGAAAAGUGGGACCCUCUUGGAGAUAGGAACAUAUGAUGGUAACUAUUAUGGGACACCCAAGCCACCAGUGCAGCCCCCCAGUGGGAAAGUGAUUAGCAGUAGUGGUAACAGCGGUGAUGCCCCACUGCCAGACGGGCUCAGGAGUAGCCUGCCGGGCUCACAGCACUCCACUCCCCGACGCUCCAAGUCCUACAAUGACAUGCACAAUGCUGGAUUAGUGCCUGGAGAGCAGCAGCAGGAGGACGACGAGGACCUCCAUGACAUGAACAGCAGCUUUACAGGAGACUCUAGUGAAUUAGACGAGAUUCAUCACUCGGUGCGCCCUUUCGCCCCCCGCCAGAGUGACCUGUCCUACGCUGGGACAACCCCCUCACCACCGGCCAUCACGGAGAGCACACAGCAGACACACACUCACCUGAGCCAUCCUCCCCCAGAGGAUCCGCUGGGACCUCUGCCCGACAACUGGGAGAUGGCCUAUACCGAGAACGGAGAGGUCUAUUUUAUAGACCACAAUACAAGGACGACCUCCUGGAUAGACCCUCGGUGCCUGGACAAACCUCAGAAACCCCUGGAAGAAUCUGAAGAUGAUGAAGGGGUACAUACAGAGGAGCUGGAUAAUGACCUAGAACUUCCUCCAGGAUGGGAGAAAAUAGAUGAUCCAGUGUAUGGAGUCUACUAUGUUGAUCAUAUCAACAGGAAGACCCAGUAUGAAAAUCCGGUGCUAGAGGCUAAGAAGCGCAGGCAGCUGGAACAGCAGCAGCCUCAGCAGCCUCAGCCCCAGAGCCAGCAGCCACCUGAAGGUGAGCGCUACAUCCGAGAAUGGAUCGAAGACUCGACGAUGGCAGGGGCUCCGUUGGCUAGCUAUGCUGCCAACCACCAGGAGACCUACAGGGACCCUCAGACAGGGCCCGCAGUGCCCAACGCGAUGGGACAAAAACGAGGGAAGCCUUUCUUUACCAGGAACCGAUCUGAGCUGAAGGGGACAUUCAUAAAUACCAAACUGAAGAAGAGUCGUAGGGGAUUUGGUUUUACUGUUGUGGGAGGGGAUGAGCCAGAUGAGUUCCUGCAGAUAAAGAGCCUAGUCCUAGAUGGCCCUGCCGCCCUUGAUGGCAAGAUGGAGACUGGUGAUGUGAUUGUGAGUGUUAACGACACCUGUGUGCUCGGCUACACCCAUGCUCAAGUUGUGAAGAUCUUCCAAUCGAUUCCAAUUGGUUCCAUGGUCAACUUGGAGCUGUGCCGUGGUUAUCCGUUGCCUUUUGACCCCGACGACCCAAACACCAGCCUGGUUACCUCAGUGGCUAUCCUCGACAACAAGGAGCCCAUCAUCGUUAACGGCCAGGAGCCCUCCAACAGCUACGACUCGCCGUCCAGCCACGGCAGUCAGAACAACAACAAUGGUCCAACCAACAGCGGGGUCCCCGUCAACGGCCUCCCCCGACCCCACAGCCCCUCCACAGAGGUGGCUUCUGAUACCUCUUCCCAGCAUGGCUACCCUAGUGAUGUAGUCACCCUGGCCUCAUCCAUCGCAACGCAGCCAGAGCUCAUCACCGUACACAUGGAGAAAGGAGACAAGGGCUUCGGAUUCACCAUUGCUGACAGUCCCGGGGGUGGGGGGCAAAGAGUGAAACAGAUCGUGGACUACCCACGCUGCCGCGGUCUCAGGGAGGGCGACAUCAUCGUGGAGGUGAACAAGAGAAAUGUGCAGAGCAUGUCCCACAACCAGGUGGUUGACCUGCUCAGCAAGUGUCCCAAAGGCAGUGAGGUCACCAUGCUGGUGCAAAGAGGAGUGGCACCUGCAAAGAAGAGCCCAAAACUGGAUGAUUCUGAGGUGGAAUCUUCAUACACAGAUAACAGUAGGAGGGAUGAUUUUGAGCUGGAUCCUCCAUACGGAGUUAACACUAGGAGGGAUGAAUUUGAGCCAGAUCCUCGAUAUAGAGAGAACAUUAGGAGGGAUAAUUUUGCAAUGGCUCCUCCAAACAGAGAUUAUAGAAGAAGGGAUGAUUUUGAGGUGGCAUCUUCAUACGCAGAUAGCACUAGGAGGGAUGAUUUUGAGCCGGGUCCUCGAUACAGAGAUAACACUCGGAGGGAUAAUUUUGCGAUGGCUCCUCCAUACAGAGAUAACAGAAUAAGGAAUGAUUUCGAUGUGGAAUCUUCAUACACAGAUAACAGUAGGAGGGAUGAUUUUGAGCCGGAUCCUCGAUAUAGAGAGAACAUUAGGAGGGAUAAUUUUGCGAUGGCUCCUCCAUACAGAGAUAACAGAAUAAGGGAUGAUUUUGAUGCGGAAUCUUCAUACACAGAUAACAGUAGGAGGGAUGAUUUUGAGAUGGAUCCUCGGUACAGAGCUUAUGGAAGCAGGGAUGAUUUUGCGAUGGCUCCUCCAUACAACGAUUACUCUAGAAGGUUGUCAAGAAAGGACAGCCAGAACAGCUCCCAGCAUAGUGUUUCCAGCCACCGGAGCGCGCACACAGACUCGCCUGUGCACUCUUCCCUGGCACCCGCUCUCAGUGAGAGCAACGCGCCCCCACCUCCCUCGCAGCCUUUGCCGGGACUCCCAAUCCAGGACUCCCCAGGAGACGGGACCAUCCAGAGAAAACCGGACCCCUUUAAGAUUUGGGCCCAGUCCAGGAGCAUGUAUGAAAGUAGGCUUCCAGACUUCCAGGAGCAGGACAUUUUCCUGUGGAGAAAGGACACGGGGUUCGGCUUCAGGAUCCUCGGAGGCAACGAGCCAGGAGAGCCUAUCUACAUUGGCCACAUAGUCAAGUACGGGGCUGCAGAUGAAGAUGGACGCCUGCGAUCCGGUGAUGAGCUGAUAUGCGUGGAUGGAACGGCGGUGGUGGGAAAGUCGCACCAACUGGUGGUCCAGCUGAUGCAGCAGGCUGCCAAGCAGGGCCAUGUCAACCUCACAGUGCGGCGCAAAAGCACUUACGCUGUUAAAGCAGAGGGAGACAUGCCUCCAUCGCCGGCGUCUUCGCACCACAGCAGCACCCAGGCGCCCAGUCUCACAGAAGAUAUUGGGAAGCGCACCCCACAGGGCAGCCAGAACUCCCUCAACACAGUGAGCUCCGGCAGCGGCUCCACCUCUGGCAUCGGCAGCGGUGGAGGAGGCGGAGUGGGUGGCGGGGGCGGCGGCAGCGCCGUGGUCGCCGCUGCGGCCGCCACCACCUCCUCUCAGCCGCCCAUCGCCACCCCCGCUGUCGUCUCAUCCGGUUUGCAGCCCUACGACGUAGAGAUCCGCCGCGGCGAGAACGAAGGAUUCGGUUUCGUCAUCGUCUCGUCGGUGUCGAGGCCCGAAGCUGGCACCACCUUCGCUGGAAAUGCUUGUGUGGCCAUGCCCCACAAAAUAGGACGCAUCAUUGAGGGAAGCCCAGCAGACCGCUGCGGGAAGUUGAAAGUCGGCGACCGCAUCCUGGCUGUGAAUGGCUGCUCGAUCACCAACAAGUCCCACUCGGACAUCGUCAACCUCAUCAAGGAGGCUGGAAACACAGUUACACUACGCAUCAUUCCUGGAGAUGAGUCAUCGAACGCAUCUCUGUUGACGAAUGCAGAGAAGAUCGCCACUAUAACCACUACUCACACCGCUCAGCAACAGGCCGCACCGGAGGCCAGGACCAACACUAAACCAAAACAGGAGUCAUUUGCCCCGCAAGCCGCCCCUCCCCAGCCCCCCACGCAGCAACCCCCAAGCACUCAGGAUUCUGAGUUCUACUCCGUGGACCUGGAGCGAGACAACAAAGGCUUCGGCUUCAGCCUGCGAGGAGGCCGCGAGUACAAUAUGGACCUGUACGUGCUGAGGUUAGCCGAGGACGGAGCAGCUGUUCGCAACGGAAAGAUGAUGGUCGGCGACGAAAUCUUGGAGAUCAACGGCGAGAGCACCAAGGGCAUGAAGCACGCGCGAGCCAUCGAGCUCAUCAAGAAUGGAGGCCGGCGAGUCCAUCUGGUGCUCAAGAGGGGUGACGGCUCUGUGCCUGAAUAUGACGACAGCACCAACAACAUCAGCGCAGCCAACCCAGCCUCAGGGGUACAAAACGCUGCGGAAGUGAACACUCUUCCCCCGAACGGUGCACCAUCAGAGUCAAGCGACCCACCAGAACCCCAACAAUCAUCCCGCAGCAAGAAGGAGCCAGGCCGCCGCUCCCACGGCACUGGCAGGCACACACAUUCCAACCACCGCCACCACUCCCCCAGCAAGAAAACCAGCACGGGAAAACACAAGGGCAAAAAGUCGACAGGGAAGAACACUCCCAAGAAGAAAGAUGACAAGAAAAGUGAUGGCCGCCAUCGCCACCGCAGCCGCCAUCGGUCACCUCAUAAGGGGCACACCCGGUCGCGCAGUGCAGAUAACGUCCUGGACGACCGACAUGGGGGUCAGCGCCGAGGCCGUUCUCCAGACAGGCGCCACCGCCGCCACCGUUCACCCCACCGCUCACCCCGUCGCUCACCCUACCGCUCUCCUCGCCGUUCCCCUUAUCGUUCCCCUCAUCGUUCCCCUCAUCGCCAUCGGUCCCCCUACCGCACUCGGCAGCAGUCCCCCACCAGACGCCGGGCCCAAUCCUCAGACCCCUACCGCCGGUAUCGCUCCCCAGAGAGACAGACCCGCAGCACCGAGAAGCCUAUUGCGGAUGAGCCUGUAUUAAAGGAGCCAAUCAAAACUCCUGAAUCCACCUUCCGUCUGGAAGACAGCAUCUUGCGAGAGUCCCCAGCCCUAGACCGCUUAAACAGGGAGGUCACACCGCCACUGCGCAGGGAAGACCGCCUCUAUGGAGAAGAUAGCCUGCUGAUGAAAGCCUCUACCUUGGACAGGUCCUACAGAGGGGGGGAUAACCUGCUGAAGGACAUGGCGUCUCGCAACCAGAGAGACAUCACCCUGCCCAGAUUACGCACUCCAGAUUCAGAUUCAGCUUACAAGAAGUACAGCACGCUGCUGAGGGGUCGUUCGACUGAGAGGUUUGACAGCACACAGCUGAGCGGUCGUUCGACAGAGAGGUUUGACAGCACACAGCUGAGGGGUCGUUCGACUGAGAGGUUUGACAGGGAUGAGCGCUACCCCAGCCGAGACAGCACCCCUGAACCUUGGUACCGCUCCCGCAGUCUCGGACGAGACAUAUCCCCGAUCAGGAGCUUCAGAAGGGACGACUCGGAGGAUGAAGAGGACGAUGACAAUUUUGUGGCGGCUCAAGUGACGCAAUACUACAGCACGGUCAAGAACAAGACCAACACCAGUCGCUCAUCCAAGCCCACGCUCCCUGAGCCCAAGAAGACCUACAAGGAGAAUCCCAAAGACCUGAGCAUCUGAUUGGACAGCUGUCAGCUGAUCACAGCAACCAUCCACAAAACACCUCAAAUACUCACCAUCACUACCACUUUGUUCUACAGAAACACACCCAACUUGUGUAGACAUGCUGACACACACACACACACACACACACACACACACACACACACACUGUAACAACACUGAGUUACUAACAAGGUCGUAGUUUUGAAAGCUGUUUUUUUUUCCUCUUUUUGUUUUUUUUAAACUGUAUAUUUGAU